Molecule: messenger RNA, 363 nt
Organism: Penicillium antarcticum
Lineage: Eukaryota; Fungi; Ascomycota; Eurotiomycetes; Eurotiales; Aspergillaceae
Exons: 3
Coding region: 1-186 (61 amino acids)
Biological process (GO): protein import into mitochondrial matrix
Cellular component (GO): mitochondrial outer membrane translocase complex
Source: RefSeq, a predicted model, not a curated record
AUGGCCCCCAACCAGCGCAUCGUCCACUCCGGCUCUGGCCGCGCCCAGAAGGGCUUCGUCAGCACCGUCUACGAUGAGGCCACCAACCCCGAGAACAAGACCAUUGUCCGCAGCCUCCUGAUCUUCGGUGCCGGUGUUGCAUUCCUCCACAGCAGCCUCGGAGAGUUCCUCCUCCCUCCCAUGUAAAAUCUUUACGCCUUUUAUACCUCCGGUGGGACGACUCGGACCUCCCUUUUUCAAUCCUGUCGAAGCAUACGGCGUCGGUCAAAGGAAACACAUGAAUAGACAUUUCGCUCGGUGGUUUUCGAUUGGAUAAUUUGUACAAUAGUUUAUUGGAAGGGCAUGUAUCCUUUUGCAUGUUUU